UUCGGAAAUCUCGGCGCAACCCUUCAUUGUUCUUAUAACCUUUCUUUUGUCCUCUUCAAACCGCUUCUUCUUAUUAAUUUUAUACACCAACCAGCUGACAUAACGUUUGUCUUUCUCCAAUGACUUCAUCUCUAUAUAACCUUGUAUCACCCUAACACAAUUUUUUCAAAAGAAAAAAGGAAAAAAAGAAAAAGAAACAAUAAUUAAGAAUGGCUACCGUGACCAGGUCACUGAGCGCUGUGUUCCCAACAGUUGAGAAAUGUUCAUCAACCGGACGAGAAAAACAUACUGUGGUAGCUGACAUGGACGGGACAUUACUAAGAGGGCGAAGCUCUUUCCCUUACUUUGCUCUAAUCGCUUUCGAAGUGGGCGGAGUUUUGAGGCUUCUCUUCUUGCUUUUGGCUGCGCCAUUAGCUGGAUUUCUCUACUACUUUGUGUCGGAAUCGGCUGGAAUCCAAGUCCUCAUAUUUGUCACCUUCGCUGGAAUGAAAGUUUCCGAUAUCGAGUCGGUUGGGAGAGCUGUACUGCCUAAGUUUUACUCGUCGGAUGUUCACCCGGAAUCGUGGAGAGUUUUCUCUUCGUGUGGGAGACGGUGCGUUUUGACUGCAAAUCCGAGGAUUAUGGUGGAAGCAUUUUUGAAGGAGUUUCUUGGAGCAGACAUGGUUUUGGGGACUGAGAUUGAGAGUUACAAGGGAAGGGCAACUGGGUUUGUUCGGCGGCCGGGGGUACUUGUUGGGAAGAACAAGGCUGAUGCUCUUAAAAAAGCUUUUGGUGGCGAGACUAAUAGACCCGACCUUGCCCUUGGUGAUCGACUCACUGAUGUUCCUUACAUGUCACUAUGCAAGGAGGGUUACAUGGUCGCAGCCAAGCCAGAUGUGAAAGCCCUGACAAGCGAUAAGCUCCCCAAACCAGUAAUCUUCCAUGACGGCCGACUUGCCUGCAAGCCAACGCCACUUGUGGCUCUCUUGAUAGUCCUAUGGAUCCCUAUUGGCUUCAUCCUAGCCUGCUUGCGAAUGGCCGCUGGUUCCCUCCUCCCCAUGCGCCUUGUCUACUACGCUUUCUGGGUUCUCGGAGUUCGUGUCAUUGUCAAGGGCAAUCCUCCUCCACCUGUCGACAAAUCCUCCGAUACCAAAGAAUCUGGCGUCCUCUUCAUAUGCUCACACAGGACACUCUUGGAUCCAGUAUUCCUAUCCACAGCAUUGGGUAGGCCAAUCCCCGCCGUGGUAUACUCCGUCUCGCGACUAUCGGAAAUUCUGUCACCCAUCAGAACCAUUCGUCUAACACGAGACCGAAUUAUGGACGCUUCAAUGAUCAAGAAACUACUUCAAGAAGGUGACUUGACCCUUUGCCCAGAAGGAACCACAUGUCGUGAGCCGUUCCUUCUCAGAUUCUCGGCGCUGUUUGCCGAGUUGACUGACCAUCUAGUUCCAGUGGCAAUGGUGAAUCGGAUGAGCAUGUUUCAUGGGACCACGGCUCGGGGAUGGAAAGGGAUGGACCCAUUUUACUUCUUCAUGAAUCCGAGCCCCGUUUAUGAGGUGACCUUCUUGAAUAAGUUGCCCGAGGAGUUGACUUGUGGGUCAGGAAAGUCUAGUCAUGAGGUGGCCAAUUACAUACAAAGAGUCAUUGCAUCUACCCUUUCUUAUGAGUGCACUAGUUUUACUCGCAAGGACAAGUAUCGAGCUCUUGCAGGAAAUGAUGGAAAUGUGACUAUUGUGGCUAACAAACCUUUUUUCCAACCCAACAAAGUUAUGGGUUGCUGAUGAAAUGAUAAUGCUUUUCUCCAACACAACCCUUGAUGGCUUAGAAUUACUGGUGACCAUCCAAAGUAGAUGAAUCAAAAUAUAUUGCAUAUGUAUUGUCAUUGUUAAGGGCAAGACAAUGGGUACAAAAUAUAUAAUGGUGAAAGAAGUGACAAAAAAAAUGUGUAUUACUUGUGUGCCAAAUUUCGGAAUUAGAAUAACUAAUGAUCAACUUCAUUUUUAUUAUCACGAAAA
Molecule: messenger RNA, 1994 nt
Organism: Cannabis sativa
Lineage: Eukaryota; Viridiplantae; Streptophyta; Magnoliopsida; Rosales; Cannabaceae
Product: glycerol-3-phosphate acyltransferase RAM2-like
Exons: 2
Coding region: 210-1760 (516 amino acids)
Biological process (GO): cutin biosynthetic process
Cellular component (GO): membrane
Molecular function (GO): glycerol-3-phosphate 2-O-acyltransferase activity; phosphatase activity
Source: RefSeq, a predicted model, not a curated record